GUUAUUCAGCCUUUACUCCCGAAACGGAAGCGGAAAUAAAAUUACAUCCGGUUCCUGUCAUCUAUCACCUGACUCGGAAGCGAAAGAAAAGACUCCCAUUUAUCAAUUGUUUAGGUGAUCUGAAAAGAGGUUGAAGAUGGGUGCGAUGUUCCGCAGCGAAGAGAUGACUCUGUGUCAGCUCUUCCUGCAGUCUGAAGCUGCUUAUGCCUGUGUGUCUGAACUCGGAGAACUAGGCCUUGUCCAGUUUAAAGAUUUAAACCCAGAAGUGAAUGCCUUUCAAAGGAAGUUUGUCAAUGAAAUAAUGAGAUGUGAGGAGAUGGAGAGGAAAUUGAGAUAUAUCGAGAAAGAGUUGAAGAAGGAUAAACUAAAGAUACCGGACUCGGACUCCAAUCCUAAAGCUCCGGCACCAAAAGAAAUGAUUGAUCUUGAGGCAACAUUUGAAAAGAUAGAGACUGAAUUACGUGAGGUUAACACAAAUGCUGAAGCACUGAAGCGGAACUUCCUUGAACUGACUGAAUUACGAGAGGUCCUGAUGAAAACCCAAACAUUCUUUCGGGAGUAUGAUUACCAGCCGGAGCAUGGUCAUGGACAUCACAACAUUGUGGAUGAUGCUCAGCAUGCUCUGGUACCUGAGGAAAGAACUGGCACUGCAGUACAACUUGGGUUCAUUGCAGGCGUGAUUCCAAGAGAGAAGGUUCCCUCAUUUGAAAGAAUGUUGUGGUUUGCUUGCCGUGGCAACGUCUUUCUGCGAUAUGAGGAAAUAAUGCAUCCCCUCGAAGAUCCACACACUGGUGAUGCUAUACACAAGGGUGUGUUCAUCAUAUUUUUCCAGGGAGAACAACUUAAACAGAGGGUCAGAAAAAUCUGUGAAGGAUUUCGUGCCACCCUGUACCCCUGCCCAGAGACAGCACAAGAAAGACAGGAAAUGUUGAAUGGUGUUAGCACAAGACUGGAUGACCUUGCUAUUGUUUUGAGACAGACCAAAGAACAUCGUUACCGUGUCCUGUUGAAUGCGCAGAAAGAAAUACACAACUGGAUCAUUAAAGUGAAGAAAAUCAAGGCGAUCUAUCACACAUUGAACAUGUGUAACUUUGAUUUCUCAAGGAACAAUCUAAUUGCAGAAUGCUGGGCACCAGUCAAGGUUCUAGAGGAAGUUCAAGCUGCCCUACGGCAUGGACAGGAGUUGAGUGGGAGUAAUGUUCCAAAUAUCUUGCACCGUAUGGUAACCCAUGAGACGCCUCCCACAUACUUCAUGACUAACAGGUUCACCACGGUAUUCCAGAGUAUUGUCAGCUCUUAUGGUGUUGCCACAUACAGGGAAGUCAAUCCAGCUACAUACACUAUAAUAUCGUUCCCAUUCCUGUUUGCGGUGAUGUUUGGAGACACGGGGCAUGGAUUUAUUAUGUUCUUGUUUGGUCUGUGGAUGGUUGUCAGUGAGAAGAAGUUGUUGGCACAGAAAUCAGACAAUGAAAUCUGGAAUAUGUUUUUUGGUGGGCGGUAUAUCAUUAUGAUGAUGGGCCUGUUCUCACUGUAUACUGGACUGAUUUAUAACGACUUUUUCUCCAAGUCCAUCAACCUGUUUGGAACAUCUUGGCAUUCGAACUACUCGCAUUCUACACUGGACCAUUCAGCAUCAUUAAAACUCAAACCAGAAGACUUCUUUGACAGUGCGAAUGAUGGUCCAUACCCAUUGGGACUUGAUCCUAUAUGGCAAGCCAGUACCAACAAGAUUACGUUCACCAAUUCAUUCAAGAUGAAACUGUCUGUGAUAUUUGGAGUGUCUCAUAUGUUGUUGGGAGUCAUGCUUAGUGUGAUCAACCACAUACAUUUUGGUAACUUCCUGUAUGUGUUCAUCCAGUUUAUCCCAGAGGUUUUGUUCUUGUUGUGUAUAUUUGGAUACCUUCUGGCUCUUGUGUUCUUCAAGUGGAUCACCUACAGUGCUGAGUGUGCUUCAUGCACACCUGCUCUGCUCAUCCACUUUAUCAACAUGUUCUUGAUGAAGUACAAGGAACCAAAAAUGACACCUGAGGCUUACCACUGCAGUAGUAUGAGAAACUUGACACAGAAAGAAAUGGGGUGUGAUUCACAGACAAUCUUCUACUCUAACCAGCAAACCAUUCAGACAGUCCUGAUACUGGUAGCUGUAUUGUGUAUACCUGUCCUGUUGCUUGUUAAACCAUUCUAUCUGAGGUUCCUACACAACCAGAAAGUUAGGAGGAAGCAGGGCCUCAGUGCCAUGUCACACGAGCGUCUUGUGCAGCACGAGGUACCGCCAGGACAGGAAUCUGUUGACCAAGGGAAAGAUAAAUCUCAGUCUGCCAUAGAAAUGUCGGGUGUUGACAGUACAGAGGUGAGUGUUUCUAUCAAUGGUGGUAGUGGAGAUGCCGUGAUGACAGUAGAAAUACAUGAAGAAGUCGAAGUAGAGAAGUUUGACUUUGGUGAUAUAUUUGUGGGCCAGGCUAUCCACACUAUAGAAUACUGCCUUGGAUGUGUCUCCCAUACAGCCUCGUACCUUCGGUUGUGGGCUCUUAGUCUGGCUCAUGCACAGCUGUCGGAGGUGCUAUGGAGUAUGUUGUUCCGUAUAUCGUUAAACAUGGACUUGCCAUACAUCGGCUCGGUGCUGAUCUUUGCUGUGUUUGCUGUAUUUGCUAUGUUGACGAUCGCUGUACUGUUGUUGAUGGAGGGACUGUCUGCUUUCCUGCAUACACUCCGUCUACAUUGGGUGGAGUUUCAGAGCAAGUUUUACCAUGGUGACGGUUACCUGUUUGACCCAUUUAACUUCAAGGAGCAGAUGAACCCCACUCUGGAUGAGAAGUAAUGAUGUGGGCAUUUAUUCAAGAUGAACAAUUAAAAUAGUGCUGAUUUUUUUGUAAAAUACACCAAUCCUGAAGAAACUGCUGUUUGACACUGUAAUUUUCCAUUGUAUAUCUGUACUUUGAAAUUUUUUGCACACAUUUAUUUCACUUGUUAAGCACGAACUUAUAGUAUUUUAGUAAGAGGGAAUUGUAUUCUAUAGUUGUUGUUUCUGAAGAGCCAUAUAAAUUCACACCUGUUAAAAUUGAAAUGCAAUGUACUGCUUUAUUGAAACACUGUGCAGUUUUUAUUUUUAUUGAAAAGUUCAGGUAUUGGGCUGUCUGUAAUGUAAGAUUGGUAUGAAAUUUGUACACUUUGCUGAAUAAUUGUAAUCAAGAACAAGUACAUGCUGCAAUAUCAGAAUUUUUGUUUGAAAAUUUAUUUUGAUCACCCACAAAAUUGAGGUCCAAUUGACUGUCAUAAUAUUACUACGCACAUCUUACUAGCGGCUUUGUGAUUUCAACAUUGUUUGACAGCUAAAAAGAGGUUUUUUUGACGAAAAUGUGCCUGUGAUUUUUUUCAGAGUGCCUUGUGAAAUAUUUAUGAUUUCAUUUUGAAAGACUACAUCACCAUUAACCUAUUAUUAUUUUAGUCUGUAAAUAAGUGCUGUAAAGUUAUUAGUCAAUGCUUAUAAUUGCAAGAGAAGAAAAGUAGAAUAAUUUAACUGCAAAAAUUUUACUCUGCAUUUGGCCGUUUUGAAUUUAGAAGACUUGAGAAGUAGACAAUAUAAAAUAGCAUAGCACACGUUUGAUUUUCCAUUAUUUAUUUGAUUAUUGUUUCAUGGUGCCAUAUAUGAAAUAAUGUUAUUAUAGUGAUCUUAGGUGAUAAGGUUCUUAUAAUCAGAUUGUAGAGAUAAGUAUACCACACAGACAUCAUACAGACAGAUAUUAAAUAGUACUUUGGGCGUGGCCAGCAGGAUUACUACAUGUUUGAUUUCGAUUAUCUUCUAAUUUUUAUUGCAAUUUUUUCACUUUUCUGUUAUUUUUGACUCUCUACUCUCGCCAAUAUUUGUGUAUUUAUUGUAUGCGUUGUCACCUGUAUGUAGCUAGAUAACCCCCUCCUGGCCAUUUCUUGGCUUACUUUUGCAUCCCAUAUAAAACCUACACAAUGACUAUGUAGUGACAGAAUAAUACAUGUAAUAAUUGAUGGAUGACAAAUGUAUUUGGUUUUACUUAAAGAAAUGAAUCAUAAUUUAGUACUUUCUAUUUUGGGUAUAAAAUAACAUGGUUGUGUAACAGUCAUGCAGUUAUAUUUACAGACCUGUGGGUUAUGUUAGGAGGCAAGCAUUAGGUAAAAAAUAUUAAGUAGGCUAGAAACUUGGAUAGGCAAAUAUUAGGUAAACUUUGAUAGGCAAGCAUUAGGUGAAACAUAUUGAGUAGCCAAGAAUAUUAGAUAAAUAAAAUAUAUUGAAUAGACUAGAAACUUUGCAGGACAAAAAGAGGAUAUAAAGGUUAUUUACAGGGAAGGAUCUGAAGUGUGGCCCAUGUAGGUCUUUGGCAUCUUGUGUAUGAAAAGUUAACCAUUUUUUUACCCUUGCUUGAUGGUAAAAAGUGACUGAUAGGGUAUGAACACUCGAUUUUACUGUAUCUCUGUGAUUCUAGCAGGCAUAAAAGUCUGGAUUCCGUACCUCAUAUUAUUUUGAUGUAAAUGAGAUGUGAAAUCGAAAUGUUUAGUUCAGUUUGAUGCCAUAUAAUUUGCACUGUGUUUGUGAGCCAUAAAACCAAAAUCAACAAUCAGCUUAAUGAAGAGUGCAGUGAUUUCAUCCUGUAUUUUCUCUAAAUCAUACAUAUAGAUACGAUGUUCUGAAGCAUGUACAGUGUUAUAGAACGUGUUAUCAAACAAGUUUUCUGUUCUGUUAGCAAAAAUAUUUCUUAUGCAUAGAUUCAGCCUGCAUGAAAGAUCAGCAUCGCAAUACAAGUAGUAUUGUAUUUCAUUUAAUAUUUGGUUCAAAAUUUGUGUGUUUAUAUUGGGUAAAAUUGUAAGUGCUAAAUGCUUUGACAGUGAACAAAUUGUUACAGUGACUACAUUCCAGUUAUAUACUAUAUUGUAUUUUUAUUUGAAAAAGUAUUUACCCAUUGCAUGUAGGUUUUCCAGAAAUGUAAAAUUUGUUUUUACAUUGAUUUUAAGAGGAAAAAUCCAGAUAAUAUAAGAUUUCUUUUUGUUUUGAAAGUUACAUGUUUGACAUCAUUGAUAUGAACUUUUUACUCCAGGAUUUUUGAUUGCUAACAAAAUUCCCUUUUACAUUUCUUGCCUUACUUUAAAUUUAUGUGAUAUAUUUUAUAUAUAAUCAGAAGGAAAAUAAUCACUUAGGCACUUCUUAGCUAUUAUUUAAAGCACAUCUUAAGAUUUUCAAAAAAAGCAAAGGUCUAAAACAUCAUGGAACCAUUUUAUUGUAUUAAAAAAUAAGAUCCAUAUAUAAUAAUAUGUGUAUCUGUUAACAAAAAUCAAUGUUUUAAUGAAAAUUAAUAAAGUAAUUUUUUGACUGAAAAUUAAUAUAGUUGAACUUCUGUCCUAAAUGCUUAAUGGUUUUUUCAUUUGUUUAAACAUUGUAUAUCAUUUUCUGGUGCUGAUAUAGAGGACCAUAAAUUGUCUUCCAGAAAUUAUAUAUUUACAUAAAAGCUUCAAGAAAAUA
Molecule: messenger RNA, 5485 nt
Organism: Mercenaria mercenaria
Lineage: Eukaryota; Metazoa; Mollusca; Bivalvia; Venerida; Veneridae
Product: V-type proton ATPase 116 kDa subunit a 1-like
Exons: 25
Coding region: 137-2818 (893 amino acids)
Biological process (GO): proton transmembrane transport; vacuolar acidification
Cellular component (GO): plasma membrane; vacuolar proton-transporting V-type ATPase complex; vacuolar proton-transporting V-type ATPase, V0 domain
Molecular function (GO): proton-transporting ATPase activity, rotational mechanism; ATPase binding
Source: RefSeq, a predicted model, not a curated record